Messenger RNA from Ciona intestinalis (vase tunicate), 1958 nucleotides. The record is from RefSeq and is a predicted model, not a curated record. Lineage: Eukaryota; Metazoa; Chordata; Ascidiacea; Phlebobranchia; Cionidae.
AACGUUUUAGGGUAUUCCCCGUUUUGCACAAUGCGACAUCAUGGAGAUUUAAUUCGUGUUUGGUAGAAUUUAGUUUUUAAACAGUUAACAACCAUGGCCACUCCCGCUGCUGCUCCCGUUAGUAUGAAUAACGGUGAUGCUGAAAAUUUAACCAGUGAACAGAAAAAGCAGCUUAAAAAAGAACGACGUAAAGAGAAAAAUGCGCAGAAAGAAAAGCAUAACAUACCUUCGAAACCUGAAGGAGAGGAACCCAAAAUAGAGAAGUCCAAAGCUGAGUUACGAGCAGAGAGGCGUGCUAAACAAGAAGCAGAUAGAGCGGCAAAGGCAUCAAAGAAGUCGGACCAAGUUGCUGCAAAUACGAAGCAAAAAGGACCAAGGGUACCAGCCAAUAUCCAGGCUGAUGAUCCAAAAGUUCAAAAAAAAGCUGCAAAAAAGUUAGAGAAGCAGCAAGUACCCCAGAGAACUGAAGGCCAAAAGAAAGUUGCUUUAUUCUCCCAUUUACAUCAGUAUGAAAGAAGUCUUUCUAUCACCAAAAAUAUUGGGUUUGGAAAAAAUGCGAUUCAUCCAGCAAUUAUUCGGCUUGGUCUUCAGUAUGCUGAAGGAACUGUUACUGGUUCCAACGCAAGAUGUGCAGCACUCAUGUCUGCUAUUUGUAAACUAAUAUCAGAUUAUGAGACUCCACCACAGAAAGAACUUUCCAGACACUUGGAGUCAAAGUUAAAGCCAGCUAUAAGUUUCCUUGACCAGUGUCGACCACUGUCAGUUUCAAUGGGAAGUGCAAUCAAAUAUAUCAAGUUACAAAUAACCAAUAUUCCUACAGGGAUGUCUGAUUCAGAGGCCAAGUUAAGGCUAAUUAAGAGCUUAAGGGAAUUCGUGCACGUUAAUAUCGUUCUUGCUGGCGAAGCUAUUUCAGGAUAUGCUUGCACUAAAAUCACAGAUGGAGAUGUGGUCAUGGUGUUUGGAAGUUCAUCUCUGAUUACCAAAGUCUUAUGUGACGCACACAAUGCUGGUAUUAAGUUCAGUGUGAUAGUGGUUGAUGGUAGGCCCAAGUUAUCUGGUAGAGGCACCCUGCGUAAAUUAUGUCGCGUUGGAAUAAAAUGUUCUUACGUCUUGGUAUCAGCAGCUUCUUAUAUUAUGCCCGAGGUAACGAAAGUAUUUCUUGGGGCUCAUGGUCUUCUAUCCAAUGGUUAUGUCAUGGGAUCUGUAGGGACAUCUAUGGUGGCAAUGGCAGCAAAAAUACGAGGUGUUCCAGUUAUAGUGUGUUGUGAGGCUUACAAGUUUUGUGAGCGUGUACAAACUGAUUCCUUUGUAAAUAAUGAAAUAGGAGACCCACGUGAUUUGCUUGUACAAAACAAAAGCGAGCUGACGUCACCACUUCUUACGAAUGCAGCAUGGGAAGAGACAGAUUCAUUGAAAGUACUUCACCUGACUUAUGACGUCACGCCACCGGAUUUUGUUGCCAUGGUGGUCACGGAGUUGGGGAAAAUACCUUGCACGUCAGUUCCAGUUGUACUCCGUGUUCGUAGCUUGGAAACGUAACGUUUAAAUCUGGUCCCUGCUUCUAACUGUGUUAUCAAAGAAAAACGCGUCUUCUUACAGCGACAGUGUAACAUGUAACGUUCGAAUGUGGUCUCUGCUUCUAACUGUGUUAUCAAAAAAAAAAACGCGUCCCCUUACGCUUACAGCGACAGUGUAAACCGUGAAGUACAGCUGUCGUUUUGCUGCACUGUGUAUGCUCAGAGCGCUCUAGUUUAUUAUGGAAGUAUUUUCUUUGUGUGGAUUGGAAUUCUUUCUUCUUGUAAAGAGUCGAAUGGUGCAAGGUUGCAGACGUUCCCAGCACUUGAUAUAAGUGGAAUAUUUUGAUCAUUUUUUGCGGCAGUUCAUAUUGGUUUUAACGGAAAAGCAUUUUUAAUAUGAGGUUUAGUACGGUGGGUUGAAAAAAUACACCUUUGAACGUG